AUGAGCCAGAGCAGCAACAGAAGCGGAGACCUCUCUCCUUCCUUAACGCUUCGGCCUUCCCUCUCCUUCCUCGUCGGUGACGGGGCGAGCAACAGCAGCCAUCCGCCAUGGCCUUCUCUCUCCUUCCUGAACAGCGACGAGCGCCUCCCUCCUCAAUGGCGACGGGUCGGAGUAGUUGGGAUAAUCGAGGGAAAGGAAGGGGGCGAUUUCCGUUUGGAACAACGACGAUGGUGA
This is a messenger RNA of Linum trigynum, 234 nucleotides long. NCBI's taxonomy places the organism in Eukaryota, Viridiplantae, Streptophyta, Magnoliopsida, Malpighiales, Linaceae. The record is from the annotation of a GenBank genome assembly.